UAUGGUUGCAUAACCCCUCGUCAUUUCCUCCUGAGCCAGAUCUGUCAUUUCCUCCUGAGCCAGAUCGUGCGAGCCCCUUCGGUUACUGGUCGUCCGCAGGCGGCAGGCGAACCCCUCUCCCUCCCUGCGAUCUCUUAGCUACUCAUGGCAAUGGCAGUCUUAACUUCCUCGCCGAGCCGCGCCCGCCCUCUCCACACGAGCUCCGCUGGCCUACCUCGUCCCUGCACUCCUGCACUCGUCGUCGUCUUGCCGAAGGAGCUUUUGUCGCCAUCCACCAUGCUGCGACACGCCGAGCGUCGUCAUUGUUCUCCUCGCCGUCCGAGCUCUGCCCGAGAUAUCGGGCCGUUCGUGGAGUCUGAGGGAAUUGCAGGAGAGGACCCUGAGGAGCAGCAGCUUGGUGAAGGUUGUCCACAUUGCAACCACUGCUCAGGAGAAGACGAAGUCGUGGAAGGAGACUUCCAGGAGUUCCAAGACUACGACGAGUUUUAGGUGUGGGUUGGCGGCAACCCCCAGUCAGCUGCUUGUGAAGGCCUUAUCUUUACUGCGUUUCACUAGUACUUUGAUUUAACUGUUAAGUUGAUGACUAUGUGGAUGUCUAUGACUCUGUGAUGUAAUAAGUUAAUACUCUUUUAUGUUAUUAUUCGAGCA
Molecule: messenger RNA, 648 nt
Organism: Zea mays
Lineage: Eukaryota; Viridiplantae; Streptophyta; Magnoliopsida; Poales; Poaceae
Exons: 3
Coding region: 145-489 (114 amino acids)
Source: RefSeq, a predicted model, not a curated record